CAAAAAGACUAUAUAGUCGCUGAGAGGGGCACUGAUACCUUCUCAUAAGGCCUCUCGACACUCUCUCACAUUCCUCACCACAAACCAGAGACACCAGCAGCUUUCAAAAUGAAGAUUGAAGGAAAGGCUUUCGUCGUGACUGGUGGUAUCGGCACUAUUGGUGCUGCCACUGCAAAGAUCAUUGCUGAGAAGGGCGGCUAUCCCGUCAUCUUUGACAUACUGGAGCCCGCCGUCGGCGAGGCCAAGAUCAAGGAGCUGCCAAAUGGCGACAAGUAUUAUUACCAGCAAACCGACAUUUCGAACAAGGAGAGUAUCCAAACAGCGAUCAAGGAAGCCUUGCAAAAGAUCCCCAAGGGCUCCCUGGCAGGAGCUGCUCAUUGCGCCGGUAUAGCACCGGGAAAACCCUGGACCAACACCAUGUCUGACAAGAUCGAUGAUUUCGCGAAUGUCUUGAAAAUCAACACUUAUGGAACUUUUGCAUUGAAUGCGGUGGUGGCCGACGCCAUCAACUCUCAGUACCCUCCUCUCGACCCCUUCCAUGACCGUGUGGAGGAGGAACGUGGGUCUAUCGUCAACAUUGCCUCCAUCGUGGCUUUCGAUCCCCCUGCUCGUUGUCUCACUUACGGUCCCUCCAAGACCGCUGUCUUGGGUAUCACGAAUGCCGCUGCAGACUAUCUCGCCCCAGCCGGUAUCCGCGUCAACUCUGUCUCCCCCGCCUUGGUCUUCUCCCCCCUCUUAAACAAGGGCGGCCGACUGGCAUACUUUGAAGAAGAGAUGAACGCCCACUCAAUGUUCCCCCGACGAGUCACCGACGCUUCGGAAAUCGGCGCUGCGAUCCUCUUCUUGAUUGAAAAUGAGAUGAUGAACGCUUUCCACUUGAAGGUUGAUGCGGGGUGGAGGAACGUCAGUAGCUGGGCGGGUGGGACUGAUCCUCGAGCCAGGUCGAAUGUACUUGAGUAG
This is a messenger RNA of Cryptococcus amylolentus CBS 6039, 960 nucleotides long. RefSeq lists its product as hypothetical. Gene Ontology annotation, cellular component: mitochondrion. The transcript is spliced from 6 exons. Gene Ontology annotation, molecular function: 2,4-dienoyl-CoA reductase (NADPH) activity. The coding region runs from base 109 to 960 and encodes 283 amino acids. The record is from RefSeq and is a predicted model, not a curated record. Gene Ontology annotation, biological process: fatty acid beta-oxidation. Lineage: Eukaryota; Fungi; Basidiomycota; Tremellomycetes; Tremellales; Cryptococcaceae.